Amblyraja radiata (thorny skate) is the source of this 2774-nucleotide messenger RNA. RefSeq names its product prenylcysteine oxidase 1 like (gene pcyox1l). The transcript is spliced from 6 exons. Gene Ontology annotation, biological process: prenylated protein catabolic process; prenylcysteine catabolic process. Gene Ontology annotation, molecular function: prenylcysteine oxidase activity. Bases 147 to 1631 code for a protein of 494 amino acids. Lineage: Eukaryota; Metazoa; Chordata; Chondrichthyes; Rajiformes; Rajidae. The record is from RefSeq and is a predicted model, not a curated record.
AAGCCCACUCUCUCAGGCUGUGGGCGAGCAGCACGGAGUCAAACGCACCAUUGAUCGAACUCUCCCCGGCGCCCAGGCUCGAGGUUGCAGAGGUUUCCUAUUUUGGGCAGUUUCCUGUCACCUUGUAUGGUGCUGUCCGAUACAAUAUGGCUGUUGGAGCUAGGCUAACACUUGUAUUCCUAAUCAACACUGGAGUCAUCCUGUGCCAUCUGGAAGAAACGCCUCCUCGAAACAUAGCUGUAAUAGGUGCCGGGAUUGGGGGAUCUUCAGCUGCUUAUUUCCUCAGACAGAAGUUCGGUCACAAUGUUGGAAUUGAUGUCUAUGAGAAAGGAACCAUUGGAGGUCGGCUGGCGACAGUUACUGUAAAUGGCCAACAGUAUGAAACUGGUGGCUCUGUCAUUCACCCACUCAACCUUCACAUGCAAGAAUUUGUCAAACAGUUAGGACUGAAGCACAGAAAAGGUGUUCCAGAGAAGGUUGCAAUCUUCAAUGGAGAGCACUUUGUAUUUGAAGAGACCGACUGGUAUCUCCAGGAUAUGUUUAAAUUGUGGUGGCGAUAUGGGUUUGGUUUACUGCGCCUGCAGAUGUGGGUGGAGGAAAUACUCGAAAAGUUCAUGAGGAUCUACAAGUACCAGACCCAUGGCUAUGCGUUCAGUACAGUGGAGGAGAUGAUGCAGUCAUUGGGUGGGGAGCGUUUCAUUAACCUGACCCAGCGCUCUGUGGCAGAAACCCUGCAGGAACUGGGAAUCUCUCAGCGCUUCGUUGAUGAAAUAGUGACUGCAGUUACCAGAGUCAACUAUGGUCAAUCACCGUCCUUGCCUGCAUUUGUUGGAGCAGUAGCGUUGGCAGGUGUGCAGUCAGGCCUUUGGGCUGUGGAAGGAGGGAACAAACUGGUUUGUUCACGGUUGCUUGAAUCAGCAAAAGUCCGUGUCAUCCACAACAUGGUGACUUCCAUCUCUCUGCAGCAGUCAGGUGAUAAAGCUGCUUACCAAGUGAGGUAUGAAAAUGAAAAUGAAGGUGGUUAUGAUUUCUACGAUAUUGUUGUCAUUGCAACUCCUUUGCAUCAUGAAACAACAAAUAUCACCUUCAAUGAUUUCACAUCACCAAUCACACCAUUCCCAGGUCACUACCAACGUAUGAUUGUUUCUGUAGUUCAUGGUUACCUUAAUUCCUCGUAUUUUGGGUUCCUAGAUCCCAAACUCUUCCCAUUUGCAGUCAUUCUGACCGUAGAAAGUCCAAAGCUCUUUAUGUUUAGCACGGGGAGUAUUUGCCCAGUGAAUAUCACUGCUAAAUACAGAAGAAAACAACCACAGGAAGCAGCAGUAUGGAAGGUCUUCUCCCCCGAACCUCUCUCCAGAGAACAACUAAAGACCAUCUUUCGCUCCUACUACUCUGUGCAGGUCACUGAUUGGCUGGCCUAUCCUCAAUACAACUCUGCUAAAGGGAUCCCUCCAAUAGUUCUCCAUGACAACCUGUACUACCUGAACGGUGUCGAGUGGACGGCAAGUGCCAUGGAAAUGAGUGCCAUUGCUGCCAAAAACAUAGCUUUGUUGGCAUACAAUCGGUGGAACCAACAUCUGGAUCUGAUUGAUCAGAAAGAUUUGGUACAUAAAAUCAAAACUGAACUGUGAACAAGGGCAUAGGUAAUUUAAAGCUGAACGAACAAACAUUUUUUGUGUUACUUGAACCUGUGAAUUUCUGUGUAGAGUACAACAGAUUCAAUUUCGUUAUAUCUAAUGGUAAUUUAAUACAGAAUUACACCCUGUUCUUGAUUGCUAAUCUAAUGAAUGGAUUUAAGUCAUGAUUUUUUUUAGAAGAAGAAAGUUGUGGCUUGGGUUUGAAUUUUGCAUUUCACAAAAGUCUAAAACUUGUGUUUAGACAAGGGAAAGACAAUGAAAAGCAAAUAGAUGAGCAAUGAUAUGAACAGCCAGCUUGACUACCUCUCAGCAAUCAAAUUUAUUUGCCAUCAGCCUUGUUGCAAUUUUUAAUUCACCUUGAAAUGUGCAAAGCUAUAUUGCAAUAACACCUGUAAAAACACCUGUGUUUUGUGGCCUAAUGUAUUGUGUGUGCAUUUAAACUGAAAUAUUAGUUGCACUGGUUUACAUGGUGGAGGCCUUGGACCUCGGAUAUGUUAACGUAUUACUGUGGCAUUUGGAUUAAGAUUUCAUCUAUGAUCCUCCCUGUGUAAAAUUACAACAAAUGUAGUGGAAUGUGGCAAACGCACAAUUUGCAACUGCAGUAAUGGUAAUUUUUCUCAUUUUAUGCAGGCCUCUAAUAGUGGUGUUCUAGUCUUUGAGUCAGGUUUUUAAGUAUAAGCACCACCCCAGUGUCAGGAUCACCGGUCUCUGCCCACGAUUUAAUACAUCAUUAAGGAAGUGCAAAACUACUGAAGCUGCAAUUUCAGAUGAAGCACUUAUGACACUGUUUUGAAGAGGGGUAGUGGACAUCUUCCGGUAGUCCUAGCAUAUAGUUAUUUCUCAAUAAUCAUCAUGAAGCAGAUUCUCGCAUUGUGAAAUGUGGUCAGUGGACUGGAAACUCUAAACUGUUUCAUUGAUUGUAAAAUGCUUAGAGAUGUCGUAAACUCAAGAACGUUGCUGCUUAUAAAAUGCAAAUGCUGUUUUUAUUUUUAUGCUUAUAUCUUGCAAAUAAUGCUGCUUUAUUGUAUCUGAUUUAUUAACAUAAGGUGUGAAGGAAUUUAAUAUAGUAGGGAUGGGGAAUGCUCUCUUUAUAGUUAAGUGACGGGAGAGAAAGUCAUUAAAGUUUUGAACCAUUAA